AUGUCGCACCCCACGCCUUCGACCGUCGCGCCGUGGAAACGGACGUUCCAGGAACACCUCGAACGGGCGGGCGGCGCUGGGUUCGAGUUCACCCUCGCGACGGUGACCGAGUCCGGGUUGCCGCGGGCGCGGACGUGCAUCUUCCGCGGCUUCUGGGCCACGCUGCCGGAGAACGAGCACAACAAACUCACCAAGAACCCGCUCGUCUACGAGUCCGACUGUCCCACGUUUACGACCGACGCGCGCAUGAGCAAGACGUACGAGCUGUUCGCCACGGGCAAGGGCAAGGGAGAUCUCGCGCAGUCUCGCUCCGGGUCCGGCGGGGGCGGUCCCGUCGAGGCCGUCUACUGGGUCAAAGAGACGCGGACGCAGUGGCGCAUCCGGGGUAAAUGCUGGCUGGUCGCGGCCGACGACGUGGAAGGCGGCACGCCCGAGGCUCAGAAUUCGGGCACCGUGUCCCUCAAGGCCGAGGUAGGGCGAUACAUGCGCGUCCGCGACGGAUCCGACGACCACGACGCGCAACAAGGGACCAACGACUGGUCCUGGCGACGCGAGGUGGAGAAUUACUUUGAAAACAUGUCCCCGGUCAUGAGGGGCUCGUUCAAGAACCCGCCGCCGGGCCAGCUCUUGUCGCAAGGCAGAGAUGAGGCGGCGGGCGAGGCGCUGGGCCAGAAGGCAGGCCACCUCUCCGAGGAGACGCUGGCGAGGAAGAACUUCCGCGUCGCCAUCAUCACGCCCGAGCAGGUCGAGGCGGUCGACUUGACGGAUCCGACAAAGGCCACCAGACAGAUCUGGACGCUGGCCGAGGAGGGAGGCGGCCCUGGCGGUCCCCAGCCGAGUGAAUCGAUAGGAGAGUGGAACAGGGUUGAGACGUGGCCGUGA
Messenger RNA from Fonsecaea nubica, 882 nucleotides. RefSeq lists its product as hypothetical. The transcript has a single exon. Gene Ontology annotation, molecular function: FMN binding. The coding region runs from base 1 to 882 and encodes 293 amino acids. NCBI's taxonomy places the organism in Eukaryota, Fungi, Ascomycota, Eurotiomycetes, Chaetothyriales, Herpotrichiellaceae. The record is from RefSeq and is a predicted model, not a curated record.